AAUUUUGUUUCUUUUUCCAAUGACGAAUCAUCUAUGUGUGGUCUCCUGUAGUCCUUCUUGUACAGCUGCCUGUGAAGAGUCUUUGGAACGUAUAGAAACGGCUUCUUCAGGUAUGGAGGCCAAGAAAAGAAGUUCUCAAGUAAAAUCAACAGAUAAGAAGACGUGUCAAGUGUUAAAAAGACCUGAAAAGAUAGGUGAAUCCAAAAAUCAAAAGGAACCCAAGUGCUGUAUCGUUUGUGUGGAAGUAAAGGAAAAAUAGGAGUUCUCGUUUACCAAUACGAUAGUCGGGUAGUUAAUUUUCUUUACUAUUAUUUUUGCUUUAUAAUAUGAUAACAAUGUAAAAUGGUUUUCAUUUGUUUCACUAUGACAGGCGUUUCCCAACUUUCAUGGAUGAUUGUUUGGAGAGACGUAUCAACGGUCAUUGGAAUAUAAACAACCUUUUUUUGUGUUACAAGGAAAUAGCGUAGUGUAACGAGUUUAUCAGUAGACAUAUUCAUGUCUGUAACUUGUCUACACCUUGACGUCUAGUUGUGUAUAGUUGAACUCAUGACAAACUCUCUGGUACAAAGCUAUAUUCUUUCGAGUUUUGGCUCGUUUUUGUUGAUGGUAGCUUACGGUCUGAACCUUUUUGGAUUAUGUUCCAGUACUUCUUUGCUAUAUUCAAGUUUUAAUGCUGUUGGAGGAGCUCUCAACGUAGCAGGUUCUGUGCUUAUCAAGACUUGGCCUUUCGUGGUAUUGUACGGACUUUGGGCUAUUGUCGGUAUUUUUGGCGUUUUGAGACUAUUCUAUGAAAAAGUAAAGUAUAUGGUGUUAAACAGAUACAAGUUUGAAGAAUAAAGUGUUUAUUAUUUUGUACUCGAUAAUUGCAUAAUAAUAAUAAUAAUAAUAAUAAUAAUAAUAGGGAAGAGAUGGAGAUGGCAUUUCAUCCUA
Galdieria sulphuraria is the source of this 930-nucleotide messenger RNA. RefSeq lists its product as uncharacterized. The transcript has 3 exons. Bases 20 to 259 code for a protein of 79 amino acids. The record is from RefSeq and is a predicted model, not a curated record. Lineage: Eukaryota; Rhodophyta; Bangiophyceae; Galdieriales; Galdieriaceae.